AGGGUCCCACACCGAACCCUUUAAAACUCUCGUACUGCCCUAAGCGCCAAAAGACACCUCUCUCUCUCUCUCUCUACAAUCACUUUUGAACUCCGAUCAAAACCAUAUCUCUGGAUUGACCUAGUAAUGGAAAGCAACAAAUUGGACACUGGGGAGACCACAUCAUUCUUUACUCCUCUUUUACAAGAGAAUGAUUUUGCUCUCCCCUAUUGGCGGAAUGAUGCUGCUGACACCACCGGUAUGUUUCAAAAUGGUAGCAGUGCCGUAGCUGAUCCUGUGUCCCUCCCCUAUAUACCAUUGCAGGUUGCUUCUUUUCCUUGGAAAGACAUGCAUGGGGCUUUUCAACCAAACACCCAUUACAUUUCUGAGUCCUGUGGCAAUGCAAUGGUCGAUCUUAACCAGCUCCAUAACUUUCAAAAACCCAUAAUUGACCCGAAUUCGUUUAAUGUGGGUAAUACCAUACCAUGCUUGUAUGGGCAAGAUUUACAGUAUCCUGAGCGAAAUGUGAAGGGGACAUCACGCAUUCGUGAUGUGAUGAAUGAUUCAGUUGACUUUAAUAGCUUCAGGGACCCUGGCAUUAACAAAAGAAUCCCUUUGAUCAGAAGUACUAUUGGGGGAGGUUAUGAACCGCCUAGUGGAGAAGCAGGUGUUAGAAAUAUCUCUGGUCCACAGAUCCAUAACUUUAUUGGCUCUGGAGGCAGUAGUACUUACCAGACCCCCAACAGCGAUGGGGCACAGAUCAAGAAUAUUUUGGUCUCAGGAGGCAGCAAAACAAACAAUACCCAGAAUGGUGAAGUUGCUAGUAUCGUAAAGAAUGACGAGCUGUGUGCAGCUCAAUUUGGUUUUCCAAAUAUCGUUGAUGGCAGUUUUCUUUCUCUUGGAAUUGGAAGUAACUCAGAUGUCAAAUCAAAAUCCAAUCACUGCAGCAGAGAAAUAACUGGUGGUGGACUGUAUGGUGCUGUUAAUCCCCAGUUAAAUACUUCCCACACUCAACAAGAACCUGGAAGGUCCUUCAAUCCAGGUUACAACUUCAUUGGAGGACGACCGAGUUUCCAAAAUAAUGUUUGUGGAUUCUCUAGUCUGGGAAAUCAAGUGGGAGGCUGGACCUCAUCUUACAAUAAUUUUGGAGUUAGGGGUGAUAUUAAUACUUGUCCGAAUUCAAGCCAGUUGGCCCAGUUCCAUAAUAUACAAAAACCUGAAGCUAAUAUGCAACAUGGUUUUCCUGCAUCCAGCAUCAAGGACCUAGGUAUUGCAGGUGACAGAAAUGCAAGAUAUCCCAAUUUAGAUGCUUAUAAAGGCUUUAUAGGACCCUGUCGUAGCAGCUCUACCCAGCUGCUUGAUUCUGGACAGACUGCGGCAUCAGGGUUGGAACCCGGAUCUGUAAAGCUUAGCUGGACCUCUCGACCAACUUCUGACCAACUACAGAAACACUUAGCGGAAACAGUGAACAAAUUAUCACCAGAGUCUUCUAUGGUAUCUUCUUUUAUCGGGUUCAAAGGAAGCUCCACCAGGCAAGACCAUUCAGGGCAGUUAUUUACAGCUUCCAUGCAUAGUGCAGCUCAAUCUGUCGAUGGAAAUGCUCAGCCUCCUAGGAGAAAACAUGUUCAACUAGCCGGACAGCAGUUUUCUAUUAAUGACAUUGCUGCUCCUUCUGGUGCUGUUGGUGGCAUGUUUCCCAAGAGGUUAGGGGUUCAAGUUAGUAAGGAUAGUGCUCCUCAAGCAGCUGGAAGUGACCUUUUCCCACAGAGACUUGGGGUUCAUGUUAAUGAGUAUAGAGCUGCUCCAGCUGCUGGUGAUGGUCUGUUUCACAAAAGUACAGGCAUUAAAGGUUGCUCUCAAGAAGGUUUGCAAGCUCACUUACGUAAGGAUCUCAUUAGACCCCCUUUUCCCGCAGGUCAAGCAUUUUCAACUGCAAAUGGGUCUGGGCUCUCUCAAGCUUCUAACGUUGUUGGUGUACCAUUGCCAUCUCUUAAAAGGAGGGCAAUGCGACCCCCUCCAGCCGCUCCACGGGUCCAGCGCAGGAAAAUAACUCUUCCACCUCCCGUCCAUCCAUAUAUUUUAUCGUCACAGGCUGCUCCUGCACCUCCUCCUCAUGUAAAAUGGAAAGGUUUGGAUGGACUUCCUCAACCAAUUGGACAAAAAUGUAUGUUAUGUAAGAGGGAUCUUUCAUUCACACCAGAAGGCCCUGUGCACCAGCCGACUGUUCCACCAUCUGUUGCUGUUCUUCCAUGUGGCCACACCUUUCACGACAAUUGCUUGCAAACCAUCACUCCUGAAGACCAAUCUAAAGAUCCUCCGUGCAUUCCUUGCGCCAUCGGUGAGAUAUAAGUUACUUCAUUCUCUUCCCUUUUGUAAUCUGCAAGAACCAGAAGUUUUUGUCUGAAGUUCUGAGGUAUUUAUCAAUAGAAGAGAGGAAGAAAAGAAACUGGAAAAAAUGGAGUGUUGUAAAGGAAUUGUUGAUACUUGGUAAAAUACAGAAAGCUGUAGAUAGAGAAUGUGAGGUCAAAAGAUGAUCUGUCAUAUAGCAGUUAGCCUCUAAAGGUGGCAGAAAGCUCUUCCCCUAUUCUUGUCCAUCCCAUUAUCUAGAGCUCGAUGGGCAGCUUGUAAAUCCUUUUGUGAUUCAAACAUUGGCGUUGGUUUUUUAUACCUUCCAUGAUCUCUACUCUGGAAAAGUUUGUUCUGA
Rhododendron vialii is the source of this 2683-nucleotide messenger RNA. RefSeq lists its product as uncharacterized. NCBI's taxonomy places the organism in Eukaryota, Viridiplantae, Streptophyta, Magnoliopsida, Ericales, Ericaceae. The coding region runs from base 127 to 2328 and encodes 733 amino acids. The record is from RefSeq and is a predicted model, not a curated record. The transcript is spliced from 7 exons.